Molecule: messenger RNA, 2284 nt
Organism: Uranotaenia lowii
Lineage: Eukaryota; Metazoa; Arthropoda; Insecta; Diptera; Culicidae
Product: polyubiquitin-C
Exons: 2
Coding region: 161-1990 (609 amino acids)
Biological process (GO): protein ubiquitination; modification-dependent protein catabolic process
Cellular component (GO): cytoplasm; nucleus
Molecular function (GO): protein tag activity; ubiquitin protein ligase binding
Source: RefSeq, a predicted model, not a curated record
UUCUUUUGUUCUCAUUCAGUUUUCUACUUGCGAGAAGAACACAAGAGCGAUUGAUUGGUUGACGAAUUUAUUUGAGAAGCUUAUCAUCAGUAACUUGUCUGGUAAUUUCAUUUGUUAGAGUGAUCGAACAGUGAUCUAGUGAUUAACAAAGGCUUUCAAGAUGCAGAUCUUCGUAAAGACCUUAACCGGUAAGACUAUUACUUUGGAGGUCGAGCCAUCGGACACCAUUGAGAAUGUUAAGGCCAAGAUCCAGGAUAAGGAAGGUAUUCCUCCAGAUCAACAGCGUUUGAUCUUUGCUGGAAAGCAGCUGGAGGAUGGUCGUACCCUGUCGGAUUACAAUAUCCAGAAGGAGUCUACCCUUCAUCUGGUUCUGCGUCUGCGCGGAGGAAUGCAAAUCUUCGUGAAAACUCUGACCGGUAAAACGAUUACCCUGGAAGUCGAGCCGUCGGAUACUAUCGAAAACGUGAAGGCCAAGAUCCAGGAUAAAGAAGGAAUCCCUCCAGAUCAACAGCGUUUGAUCUUCGCUGGUAAGCAGUUGGAGGAUGGUCGCACAUUGUCCGAUUACAACAUCCAGAAGGAAUCGACCCUUCAUUUGGUUCUGCGUCUGCGUGGUGGUAUGCAGAUUUUCGUAAAGACUCUCACUGGUAAAACAAUCACCCUCGAAGUCGAACCAUCUGACACUAUCGAAAAUGUGAAGGCUAAGAUUCAGGACAAGGAAGGAAUUCCCCCAGAUCAGCAGCGUUUGAUCUUCGCUGGUAAGCAGUUGGAAGACGGGCGCACUUUGUCUGACUAUAAUAUCCAGAAAGAGUCGACAUUGCAUCUGGUCCUUCGUCUGCGUGGUGGCAUGCAAAUUUUCGUGAAGACGCUCACUGGUAAAACCAUUACCUUGGAAGUUGAACCUUCGGACACUAUCGAAAAUGUGAAAGCCAAGAUCCAAGAUAAGGAAGGAAUCCCACCAGAUCAACAGCGUUUGAUCUUCGCCGGUAAACAACUUGAGGACGGGCGUACUCUUUCCGAUUACAACAUCCAGAAGGAAUCAACCCUCCAUCUGGUUCUGCGUCUGCGUGGUGGUAUGCAGAUUUUUGUGAAGACUCUUACUGGUAAAACUAUCACCCUUGAAGUCGAGCCAUCGGACACCAUCGAAAACGUGAAGGCCAAGAUUCAAGAUAAGGAAGGAAUCCCACCAGACCAACAGCGUUUGAUCUUCGCUGGUAAGCAACUUGAGGACGGUCGCACUUUAUCCGACUACAAUAUUCAAAAGGAAUCAACUCUCCAUCUGGUCCUGCGUCUACGAGGUGGUAUGCAGAUCUUCGUAAAGACGCUCACUGGUAAAACCAUUACCCUGGAAGUCGAACCCUCCGAUACCAUUGAAAAUGUGAAAGCCAAAAUUCAGGACAAGGAGGGAAUUCCACCAGACCAACAGCGUUUGAUCUUCGCUGGUAAACAACUUGAGGAUGGGCGUACCUUGUCCGAUUACAACAUUCAAAAGGAGUCAACCCUUCAUCUGGUUUUACGUCUGCGUGGUGGUAUGCAAAUCUUCGUGAAGACUCUUACUGGUAAAACUAUCACCCUUGAAGUCGAGCCAUCGGACACCAUCGAAAACGUGAAGGCCAAGAUUCAAGAUAAGGAAGGAAUCCCACCAGACCAACAGCGUUUGAUCUUCGCUGGUAAGCAACUUGAGGACGGUCGCACUUUAUCCGACUACAAUAUUCAAAAGGAAUCAACUCUCCAUCUGGUCCUGCGUCUACGAGGUGGUAUGCAGAUCUUCGUAAAGACGCUCACUGGUAAAACCAUUACCCUGGAAGUCGAACCCUCCGAUACCAUUGAAAAUGUGAAAGCAAAAAUUCAAGACAAGGAGGGAAUCCCACCAGAUCAGCAGCGUUUGAUCUUCGCUGGUAAGCAACUUGAGGAUGGUCGCACCUUAUCCGAUUACAACAUCCAGAAGGAAUCCACAUUGCACUUGGUCCUUCGUCUUCGCGGUGGAAACUGAAUCAUCGAUCUACGAAUGUUCGGCGUUCCUAUUCUUGUGCACCUGAACGCUGUUUUAUAAAUUUGAACUAUCUAAACUAUCGGUGUUGUUCUAAAUAGAUGUUGCUGAAAAUUAUUUCAAUUUCCGUUGACUUCCAACAUAACAGAAAUCUAGCUUUUUAGGUCAUCGAUUGUUUCCAUUCCUAUGAGUGGACAUAGAGUUGAAAUGUCAACAUUCAUUGUAGAGCAUUCUGGUCUGAAAGGUUUUAGAUUUCUCGGCACACUGUAGUUGAAAUAAAAGAAAACUAAAAUUAUA